GUGCAGCCUCAGGCUCAGGAGCAUGGAGUGGCUCCCACUUCUGCUGCUUCUGACACAGUGUUCACGGGCUCUUGGGCAGCGCUCACCACUGAAUGACUUCCAGCUGCUCCGGGGCACAGAGUUAAAGAACUUGCUACAUACGGUGGUGCCAGGGCCAUGGCAAGAGGACGUGACAGAUGCUGAGGAGUGUGCUAGGCGCUGUGGGUCCCUUCUGGACUGUCGCGCCUUCCACUACAACAUGAGUAGCCACGGUUGCCAGUUGCUGCCGUGGACUCAGCACUCACCUCACACACGGCUGCACCAUUCAAAUCUGUGUGAUCUCUUCCAGAAGAAAGACUAUGUGCGAACCUGCAUUAUGAGCAAUGGAGUCAGCUACCGAGGCACUGUGGCCAGGACAGCUGACGGCCUGCCCUGCCAAGCCUGGAGCCGCAGGUUCCCCAAUGACCACAAGUAUACACCCACACUGAAGAAUGGCCUGGAAGGGAACUUCUGUCGGAACCCUGACGGGGACCCCAGAGGUCCCUGGUGUUACACAACCAACCACAGCGUGCGUUUCCAGAGCUGCGGCAUCAAAUCCUGCAGGGAGGCUGCUUGUAUUUGGUGCAACGGGGAGGAUUACCGUGGCGAGGUAGAUGUCACAGAGUCGGGACGCGAGUGUCAGCGUUGGGACCUGCAGCACCCUCACACACACCCUUUCCAGCCUGAAAGGUUCCUCGACAAAGCUCUGAAAGACAACUAUUGCCGUAAUCCGGAUGGAUCUGAGCGGCCCUGGUGCUACACCACAGACCCGAAUAUUAAGCGAGAAUUCUGCGACCUUCCCAGUUGCGGGCCCAACCUGCCACCGACCACCAAAGGACCCAAGUCACACCAGCGCAAAAAGGGCAAGGCUGUUAACUGCUUCCGUGGGAAAGGCGAAGAUUACCGAGGCACAACCAACACCACCUCUGCGGGUGUGCCCUGCCAGCGGUGGGACGCGCAGAGCCCCCACCAGCACCGCUUUGUGCCGGAGAAAUACGCUUGCAAGGACCUUCGGGAGAAUUUCUGCCGGAAUCCUGAUGGCUCCGAAGCUCCUUGGUGCUUCACAUCUCGACCUGGUUUGCGCGUGGCCUUCUGCUAUCAAAUUCCACGCUGCACAGAGCAAGUGGUGCCAGAGGACUGCUACCGCGGAUCAGGCGAACAGUAUCGCGGCUCGGUCAGCAAGACCCGCAAGGGCGUUCAGUGCCAGCACUGGUCCUCUGAGACACCACACAAGCCACAAUACACACCCACUUCAGCACCUCAGGCGGGACUGGAGGCAAACUUCUGCCGGAACCCAGAUAGGGAUCGCCAUGGGCCCUGGUGCUACACUAGGGACCCGGCGACCCUAUUUGACUACUGUGCUCUACAACGCUGUGAUGAUGACCAGCCAUUAUCUAUCCUGGACUCCCCAGACCAGGUGCAGUUUGAAAAGUGUGGCAGGAGGAUUGACAAGAGGAACAGGCUUCGUGUGGUGGGGGGCCAUCCUGGGAGCUCACCAUGGACGGUCAGCUUGCGUAACCGGCAGGGCCAGCAUUUCUGUGGGGGCUCCCUAGUGAAGGAGCAGUGGGUACUGACCGCCCGGCAAUGCGUCUGGUCAUGCCACGAACCUCUCACAGGAUAUGAGGUAUGGUUAGGUACCAUCAACCAGAAGCCUCAGCCUGGAGAGGCUAACCUGCAGAGGCUUGCAGUGGCCAAGACAGUGUGCGGACCUACAGGCUCCCAGCUGGUGUUGCUCAAGCUGGAGAGACCCGUGACCCUGAACCAUCAUGUGGCCCGCAUUUGCCUGCCUCCUGAGCAGUAUGUGGUACCUCCAGGGACCAAUUGUGAGAUCGCAGGCUGGGGUGAAUCCAAAGGCAACAACACAGUCCUUCAUGUGGCCUCAAUGAAGGUCAUCUCCAACCAGGAAUGUAACGUGAAGCACCGAGGACACGUGCAGGACAGUGAGAUGUGCACAGAGGGACUGCUAGUCCCCACAGGGGCUUGUGAGGGUGACUACGGGGGUCCACUUGCCUGCUAUACCCACGACUGCUGGGUCCUACAGGGACUUAUAAUCCCAAACAGAGUGUGUGCACGGCCCCGCUGGCCAGCUAUCUUCACACGCGUGUCUGUGUUUGUGGACUGGAUCAACAAGGUCAUGCGGCUGCAGUAGGCCUGCUUUUGAUGCCUUGGAGAGGACAAGGCUUCUUGUCAAACAUAAAGCGACCUUUUCUCUCUGUCUGUACAGAGUGGUUCUUAGUAUUUUCUAGGGAAUGAGUUGGCG
Messenger RNA from Acomys russatus (golden spiny mouse), 2278 nucleotides. RefSeq names its product macrophage stimulating 1 (gene Mst1). Gene Ontology annotation, molecular function: receptor tyrosine kinase binding; serine-type endopeptidase activity. The transcript is spliced from 18 exons. Lineage: Eukaryota; Metazoa; Chordata; Mammalia; Rodentia; Muridae. Gene Ontology annotation, biological process: regulation of receptor signaling pathway via JAK-STAT; proteolysis. The record is from RefSeq and is a predicted model, not a curated record. The coding region runs from base 23 to 2167 and encodes 714 amino acids.